This is a messenger RNA of Protopolystoma xenopodis, 765 nucleotides long. NCBI's taxonomy places the organism in Eukaryota, Metazoa, Platyhelminthes, Monogenea, Polystomatidea, Polystomatidae. The record is from the annotation of a GenBank genome assembly.
GGCCAAGCCGCAACACGGCCGGUAGGGGCCAGUCGGUGCGUGAGCGUGUCCGGCCGGUGGAUCGAUAGGACGGCGUGGACCGAGUCGCCAGAUCGGCCAAUGCUGCCUCAGUCGACGGCCGAAGGGUCACUCGCCUCGAGCGAGCUCUCGCAUUGCUCCACGCUUCGCUGCCUCGGCGCCGGCGGGCCCGCCAAGUCGCGUCCGCCGGACAACUGUCCGCCGGUGGCCGCGACAGGCGGGCCCGACUUCGGCCGGAGUCUGCUGGAGCAGUUGAUCAGCCUGUCGAUCAGUCGGCUCAAAGUGCAGGCCGGCCAGAGUCAGGUGCAACGCAACAACCGACGCAUCAAACUGCAGGCGCUCAAGUACGCCCUCGGCCAUCUCGAGGCCUGCCUCUUCAGCCCCGACCCGCGGGUCGACUGCGGCCUCGUCGGCGGCCUGCUCGAUGACGUCGGCCCGCUGAUGCCUCGGCCGGUCGUCGGGCCGGCCGACCAGCGCACGUUGGCCGGACGUCGGGCCGACGCGCCGCGCCGCCACGUCGGCGUCCGGCGACGCAGUGAGUACAUGGCACGACUGCGCCGACGUCUCGAGUUGGACAUACUCACGAACCGGGGAGCUCUGCGUGAGCGCCUCGAGGUGAUCAAUCAUACGAUGCCCCGGACGGAUGAGGAGAUCGCGACCUGCGAGUUGGCCAGAGCCUUCGGCAAACGACUCGGCUGCCAAAUUUAUGCCAGGCUCAAAUGCUGCGUCGACGCUGCUCUGCAGUGA